Messenger RNA from Rhipicephalus microplus (southern cattle tick), 3819 nucleotides. RefSeq names its product putative peptidoglycan muropeptide transporter SLC46. Gene Ontology annotation, cellular component: membrane. Gene Ontology annotation, molecular function: transmembrane transporter activity. Gene Ontology annotation, biological process: transmembrane transport. Lineage: Eukaryota; Metazoa; Arthropoda; Arachnida; Ixodida; Ixodidae. The record is from RefSeq and is a predicted model, not a curated record.
GGUACAUCCGCGUGAUUCAAUCCCGUUUCCGCUUCACGUAGCAGAGGACGCGGGGCCACAUGUGCCGUCGCAUCCCGGCGCGCAGGAAAACAAACGCACACAGCGGAAGCGGCAAAUAUCGCAGCGCACUCGCUGACGCGCGCCGAAGAAGCGUCGGCCGGAAACAAUCACGCGUCGAAAUACGGCCUUCGUUGUUUCGCCGAAGACGACUGCGGUAUGCCCGGCCGCAGCGAUCCGAGUUUUCAGCGCCUUAAGGAGAAACCAAUCAGAACACUUGGACCACCCAUUCUCGAGAUGAGUGCCCAACUCGAUGCAGAAUCUCAGGCCGAAGCGCCCGACGACUCAGGUUCCAAUUCGGUCGACCACCAUCAGCCGUCGUCACUCGUGGACUGCACCACCGGGGACACCACCGGAUCGGAGAGUAACAAGUUCGUCGGCGACGUCGACAUCAAGAGCGCAUCGUGUUGGCGUCGCGCCCUCGACGCCUUACUGGUCGCCAGGCUCGAGAUAUACUUGGCACUCUACCUGGUGGCGCGAAGGAUGAGCGCCACCGUCAUCCAGGACUUACUACUCCAGAAGUCGUGCCUCUACAAGCUCGCCCAGAACGCCAGCGUCUGCUCGCACUUGGACGACUUCGUGGACGUCAAGGACGAGGCUGAGCAGUACGCGAGCACGACGAGCAUGAUGCGCGCCGUCGUCCUCCUGGCGCCUUCAGCGGUCAUGGCCAUCUUCGUCGGGCCCUGGUGCGACAAGUACGGCUACCGAACGCCUCUGGUGAGUGCCAUGCUGGGAUUCAUGACCAGCACGCUAAUCGACAUCUUUACCGUGUACCACAUGGCGACGCCACUCUACGUGAACAUACUCUCCAUGGUUCCGGACGGCCUGUGCGGAGGACCCAUCAGCAUCUUCACGGCCAUCUGCAGCACGGCGACUCUGUCCACCAGGGAGGACCGUAAGCGCAUCAAGUUCUUCGCCAUCAGCAUAGCCAUGUCGCUGGCCGGUCCUUUGGGCAGUUACGUGGGUGGCCAGGUGUACGGUCGCUACGGCUGGACGCCCGUGCUCUUUGCGUCCUUGACGCUAGAGUUGUUAGCGCUCGUCUGGACCUUCACGGCCAUCAAGAGCCUCGCCAAGCCCGAACACGCGAAGGACGGGCUGUCGCUCAGGUUGAAGAACUUCGUUCAGCUGAAGAACCUGAUUGAGAGCUUCAAGAACGCGAUGAAGGUCCGGCCCAAUAAGGGAAGGCUGCAGCUCUGGUGUCUUCUCGGGGCCACCUGCUGUGUCAUAUUUGACCUGUCGGCCUCGGGAAUCGCUUACUACUAUGUGCGCAAGAUGUACUCCUGGACGGUGGCCUACUACUCAACGGUGCAGUACGUGUCGACCGUGGUUGGCGUGGCCCUGAACGUGCCCAUCGUCUUCCUCUUCGUGAAGGUCCUCAAGAUCAGCGACCCCGCCAUGGCAGUCGUCGGCUCGUGCUUCGCGGCAGCGCAGAUGCUCAUACUGGGGCUCGCCUUCGAAGAAUGGCUGUACUACUUGCAAUGUCUUGUUGGACUUCCCACUUUCCUUGGCCAGGUAGGCAUGAGGACCCACCUGUCCAAGCUUGUGGCACCUGACGAAGUCGGCAAGGUGUUCUCAUUACUGGCCUCAUUCGAAUCAGUGGUGCCUAUAAUUGGGGAAGUGCUACUCACCACUAUAUUCAACCAGUCUAUUGGGUUCUUGCCUGGAAUGCCUUACCUUGCGGCUGCUGCAGUAACCUGCAUAGCCGUCGGCCUCACUUCGUACGUCACCAGAGUGCAUCGGCACAGCAUUAGGUAUGAGGAGAUGUCCAAGUCGGAGAUAUCCUCGGGGCCCAUCAACGACUGAGGCGACGGUGGGCCUGCAUGCUGAUGAACAGCUUUAGCGAGACAUGCGAAAGUGCUUGGCAGCCGUGCAUAACAUGUAUUUAUUGUAUAUGCUGUAACGGAGUUUGUCACCUUUUUUUGGCAUAUGCAUCAGUGACGGCCUCCCCGUGAAUUGAGGUGUUAGCAUAUACAUCACUGCCAUUGAUUCAUUCGGCAUGUGGACGUUUCUGCCUCGUGGAGUUGGUUAUCCAAUUUCUUUAAGGUGGCAUUUAUGUUUGCUAGCCAUGACUUCAAACAUUACUGUGAAAUCUGCCUUGAGGCUUUGAGCUCGUGAAGUGCAUUUCACCUCCAAGUUUUUUUCAUUAAUAUGUAUACAUUAGUGCUACAACACACUGUACUCAUAGAAUCUUCAGACCCAUUGCAACUAUAGCACCUAUAGACUGUGUACAGCUGUGAAAUUUGUUACUUCCAUAAUUUUGUUUUAAUGUGACGUUAAAGAGAUCUUGUCAGUAGGUAUUGUGUAGACAAACGUAGUGAUUAAAGGUGACCAAACUAGCAAAACAACUAUUUGUACAGAGUACUAAAGUCAAACAGACACAUUGCUGUAGGUGCAUGUGAUCAAAGUAGUGUGAAUAUUCAUUUUAUCACCUGAGAACCAAAGAACGGAAGAGGCCAAGAGGGCCUAUGCUUACUGAAGAAGCACGGACAUGGUCCUUUGCUCACUUGGAACUUAGUUCUCUAACGUUCCACUCACAUUGAGUUUUGGGCAAUGCUGUCCUCUCGGGCUUUUGCACGAACUGAGGAGUUAACAACAGGUGCACGUGGUUAAUACUAUAGUCGCUGAUCACCAGCACCACGUAGAAAGAGGUCAAGAUAUGGAUAAAAACCUGUUUUACUGAGUACGAAGCCAUGUUUUUCUCUUUUAUUCCGAAGAUACGUACAAAAACCUAGAGACAAAAAUUUUCGACACACAUAGAGAACUCCAGCUGGAAGUCAGCACUUUACCCGGCCCACAUUCUCUUCUGUUGCCCCACCUUCUCUUGCCUUGGAAUGCACGCACAAAAAAUUAUAACUCACUUGUCAAUAUGCUGUUCAUAAAUAUAUUGUAUAAAGAUGCUGUUCAUGAAUACACUGUCUACUAGACACAUUAAUAGAUAUUGACUGCUGUGAUAAUGACAGGCACCAACUCUUUAUAUUGUGCAAUAUUUACGCAAGCAAAAGCACCUGGCCAUUAUUACCCUCUCACACUUUUCAUGGAACAUCCUAUAGAUGUAUGAAAUUAGUGAGUUUAUUGAUGAACAAAGAGUCUAUUGUGUUUGAUAUUGAUUGGAAAUUUUGAAGUUGCCAUGUUUUCAGCAAAAAAAAAGAGAAUUUCAUUUCGCCACUGCAACCAAUGCACAGUGAUUAAAAUCAGCAAUGCAAUGAUGAAAAGUCCUUCAAGUUCCUUCGAUUGCAAGGAAAUGUGAAGUUACAUGGUUGCAAAAAUGUUUGUAGUAAUAAGCUUUCAUCAAGCAGCACACUUAUUUUAACCAAUUUACUUACAUACCCUAUUAAUUUUUUUAUCCUCCUCGUCACGGUAUGCUUCGCCGCUCAGUAUUCGGACACAAAUAUUAUGGUAAGUGCAGAAAACAAAAGGAAGGGUUAUUUUAUGUCCUGAAUGUACUUAAUACUUAUUUCAUUCCAAUCCCUUGAUUAUUUAACAAAGUGCACAAAGUCUUCAUGAAUAUUGUCUGUAUUUAAUUUUAAUGCUCCAUCAUUCUUGCAUACUCAUCACAGUCGCCUAUGGCACAAUUGCUGUGCAGUUUUGUACAUUCGCUCUCUAUACCAGGUCUGCAAAGUUUGUUUUUAUUCAUGCAAUGUGUGUACAAUGCGUCAUCCACAUUUUUUCCCUUUUAAACCACUUCUCAGAGAUGGGUACUGGGUAAGAAUGUAACAGAAAUGUACAUGUUAAUAAAGGUGAAAAUGUCCGAGAUGGACGAAA